UUAAGAGUUAAAACAUGGAAGCCCCGUCUUCGGAACACCACAAACGCCUUGAAUACUGCACUACUAGACUCCAAUACCGUCAGGGUCGGGAAUUAAAAGCUGUUAAGGUCUAUACAGUGGCUAGUGAGUCCCGGCAUUUGCUAAUCUUUGGUGUACCAAAAAUAAACCUUCAAACCGAACUUAAGGCCAAACUACAGGGAUUUGGUAAACUGCAAUCCUGCAUUUCCAUAACUUCAGAGAUGGCUUCAAAGAUGGAGCUGGAAGCCUUUACGGAUGUGUUUGCCGUUGAAUUCGAAUGCCUGGAAGUGGCCAGGAGGGCCAAGAAGAUGCUCGAUGCCCGCCAGUUCUACGGCGGAACUUUACACAUAUCCUACGCUCCAGAGAGGGAAUCCCUCGAAGAACUGAGAGAGAAGAUGCUGCAGCGCAGACAGGAAGUAGCUCUACGCAUUCAAAGGAAUCAAAAGGACCAGCCACAUGUGCCAAAGAAGAGCCGGGAGGCCAGAUGA
Drosophila takahashii is the source of this 506-nucleotide messenger RNA. RefSeq names its product RNA-binding protein 48. NCBI's taxonomy places the organism in Eukaryota, Metazoa, Arthropoda, Insecta, Diptera, Drosophilidae. Gene Ontology annotation, molecular function: nucleic acid binding. The record is from RefSeq and is a predicted model, not a curated record. Gene Ontology annotation, cellular component: nucleoplasm.